Ruditapes philippinarum (Manila clam) is the source of this 986-nucleotide messenger RNA. Its product is annotated as pumilio homolog 1-like. Lineage: Eukaryota; Metazoa; Mollusca; Bivalvia; Venerida; Veneridae. The record is from RefSeq and is a predicted model, not a curated record.
GAAUGAAUGGCGCGAUAACUCCGACACCGUAUGUGCUAAGCCAGGACCCGUACACGGUCGGCAUACAGCUAGCAGCAGGCCCUACAGUAAUUCACCCUCAGUAUUAUAGUGUACAAACACCAUGGGGCAUUUACCCUGCUAACAUCAUCCCCACCCAGGGGCAACAGACUCCACAGGGAAUUCAGCAGAUGAGAGGAGGGUCAGGUCGCCUGACGCCGUCUGGGCAAAGCGACUCUGGCACGCCCAUGCAACAGCAGUUGCCUGCACAAGGAGCACAAUAUCAGAUUCUGGCUCCAGCCUAUUAUGAUCAGAACGGUCAGCUAGUUAUGGGCAAUCCAAGAGGUAUGGGUGGUGCCUCUAUGAGGCUAGUAUCUCCAGCACCUGUUCUUGUUUCCGCUGGUAAUCAGCAAGGUGGCGCCCCGAAUAUUGGCAGUAAUCCGCUACGGCUACUCACAACCCAACCACAGCAGAUGCCCACGACCCCACCCAUUUUCUCAAGUAGCAAUAGUAACACACCACAAAACUCACUUGGAUACAGCCAGUCGAGUAGCAUGGGUUACACACAAGUUUCUUCUAGUCUUUUCACACCAAUCAGUACCGGUCUCAAUCAACAGAGUAACUAUGGUAACAGUGGCCUUGGAGGUCUUGGAUCCAGCAUGCAGGGGUCCAUAGGAUCCAGUGACUUUGGCCUAGGAAGUGGUCAGAGACGUGACUCCUUGGACUUCAAGGCACGGCAGAUGACCCCUAUCAAUCAGUAUUAUGGUUCCCUGGGCAACCUUGGUUCACCUGCUGGACCUAUGGGUCUUGUUCAACCUGGACAGUCCAUGACUCCACCCCUUUCUGGUCUCGGUAAUGGGGGAAGGCUGUAUAAUGCGGCCCCAGGAGCCGAGGCUAAAUUUCGUAGUGGAUCUGUAGGAGCAACCAGCAUGUUUGGUUCUCUGUUCCCUGGCAGGACCAUGCAGUCGAGAAGGUUUGUUGUUCUUUAA